Molecule: messenger RNA, 2028 nt
Organism: Talaromyces amestolkiae
Lineage: Eukaryota; Fungi; Ascomycota; Eurotiomycetes; Eurotiales; Trichocomaceae
Exons: 2
Coding region: 1-2028 (675 amino acids)
Biological process (GO): dephosphorylation; L-serine biosynthetic process
Cellular component (GO): cytoplasm
Molecular function (GO): magnesium ion binding
Source: RefSeq, a predicted model, not a curated record
AUGCAUUCCGGCGAACUCCAGAGGUGUCAAAGCUGCGAUGCCAGACAUGAACAACAUGAACCCUUGGACCCGCCCAGCUCCUACCAGUGCUCGGAGCCGACCAUUGUGGGAUUAUAUGGUAUCCCAGGCUCUGGAAAAUCCUUCCUACUAGAUACUCUAAAGCAAGGACUUGGUCAAGAGCCCUUCAUGUUUUACGACGGCAGCCAGGUCAUUGCCGAUGUGACACCAGGGGGUUUGGAGGCAUUCCAGAGUUUGAGCGAGGAAUCUAAAGCCAACAUUCGAGAGCGUGCCAUCAACAAGAUCAAGCAGGAAGCCCGCGACAGUAGCAAAGUUGCCAUAGUUGCUGGGCACGCCAUGUUAUGGCCCGAGGAAGAGGGUGGCGGUCAAUGGGUCUGCACCCAGGCUGAUCUCGAAUCAUAUACACAUAUUGUGUAUUUGAAUGUCCCGCCUGAAACUAUUAGGCAGUAUCGACUGAAUGACCAAGCAAAACAUCGGCCAGAUGCAUCCCUCAGACACUUGGAGAAGUGGCAAGAGUCCGAAAUAAAAGAGCUCCGUUACCGCUGCAGAGCCCAUCAUAUCAUCUUCUCAGUCUUUUCACCAAGUCGUGAUUCUUCGGAUAAGCUCAUGGCCGUACUUCGGGAUUUCUCCAAGCAUACGGAAGAAUUCAAUGCAAAAGUUGCUGAGCAACAGAUGGACAAGGCCCUUGUGACUGGGCCCGAUACGGUACUACUUCUGGAUGCUGACAAAACAUUGACGGCCCAGGACAGCGGCGAGUUAUUCUGGGAAGCAUUACCCAGCCUGAAGUUUUUGGAAGACACGAUGUCUCCACUGAAAAGGCUCUUUAGCAGUACGUUGCAAUACUCAUAUACGGCCUUCCGUCAAGCAACCAUGCUCUACGAAGAAGCCAUCGGGGAUAACGAGUACAUCGAACACUGCGAAAACGUAGCCCCGGGCCGAACACACGUUCGUGCGAUUGUUCUCACUUGUGGCAUUCGCGGAGUGUGGGAAAAGGUGCUUGAGAAGGAACAGCUCUCCAGUUCCAUUACGCUUAUUGGUGGUGGGCGUCUAUCGGAUGGCCUCGUCAUGACACCGAAAUUAAAAGAGAGACUGACAAAGCAUGUACGCAGCACCGGAAAUGCUUCUGUUUGGGCCUUUGGCGAUAGCCCUUUAGAUCUUGGGAUGCUGAUUGCUGCCAAUCGAGCUGUUGUCAUCACAGGCGAGCAGGCAACGAGGAGCGCAAGUAUGGAUGACGCGUUAGCCGAUGCUAUCAGAAAAGGGGGUUUCCAUCCGCGCCAAGUCCUUCUCCCAAGCCAUGCGUCUCCGCGUCUUGAUUUGUUACGACUCCCUCUCAUACAAUUGUCUGAGCGAUUCAUCUCCGAUUCGAUAUUGAAUGACCGAUACCAACUUCACGUUGUUGACGCAAGUCAUCGUCCUGCUGCAAAGUUGCUUAUGACACCCAUGAGGAAUGCAACGUUCUCAGGCCCAAGUUUGCGCGAAGCGCACCACCGAGUUGGAUUGUAUCUCGCGACUGAAUUCUGUGCCGAAAUUUUGGGCCUGGAAACCUUUCCAAUUCCUCAUGUUCAAGGCCAUCAAACUGACGGGUAUCGUGUUCUGAAUGAGAAAGAGACGCUGAUAGUAGCUUUGAUGCGUGGCGGUGAACCGAUGGCUCUCGGCAUAAGUGAUGCUUUGCCCUCUGCAGCAUUCCUCCAUGCUCGGGGUGCAAUCGAUAUUUUACCAGAGCAUCUAAACAGCAUCAAGACCAUUCUUCUCGUUGACUCGGUGGUGAACAGUGGCAAAUCCAUUUUGGAAUUUGUGCAAUAUAUCAGAACACUUCAUGCCACUAUCCGCAUUGUAGUUAUCGCUGGUGUCAUACAGUCCAAAGCAGUGACAUCAAGCGAAAUGAGCCAGCAGCUCUGCAGAUUUCGCCACUUGUCGUUCGUUGCACUUCGUUUGUCCGAAAAUCAAUUUACCGGCCAAGGUGGCACCGAUACCGGUAACAGGUUGUUCAACACAACCAACCUUGAUUGA